Messenger RNA from Rangifer tarandus platyrhynchus (Svalbard reindeer), 828 nucleotides. The record is from the annotation of a GenBank genome assembly. Lineage: Eukaryota; Metazoa; Chordata; Mammalia; Artiodactyla; Cervidae.
AUGGGCCUGAGCCCCGCCGCCCGGGGCGAGGGCGGGCGCUGCCUCCCUAGGUUCCCACGGUCCCGCGUCAGGCCCGCCUUGAGAACGGCGAGUACUGGGCCGAAUGGCACCCAGCCCGCUCCUGGACUUGCAGCCGGGCCCCGGUCAGGCCGCCGCGGGCAAGAAUCUGUGGGAUCUCAGGCGUUGGACCAGCUUUUGCCCAAGCAGCCACAGCAGGGUACGAUAGAGCAGGGCAGAAGCAGUGUCCAGCAGAGGGAGAAGUCCGCAGUCAGCCUGGAGUCCACACCCAACCAGAAGAGAACAGAGCGGAAUUCAACCCCGAAGCCUGGGACUACGGGCAGGUUAACGAAGCAAGCAGCGGAGAAUAAACCAAAACCCAGACCUGGGGACCUGAUUGAGAUUUUUCGGAUUGGCUAUGAGCACUGGGCCAUCUACGUGGAAGAUGAUUGUGUGGUUCACCUGGCUUCCCCAAGUGAGGAGUUUGAGGCUGGCAGCAUCACUUCUGUCUUCAGCAACCGGGCGGUGGUGAAAUACAGUCGUCUGGAGGACGUGCUGCACGGCUGCUCCUGGAAGGUCAACAACAAGCUGGAUGGGACGUACCUGCCCCUGCCUGUGGACAAGAUCAUCCAGCGGACAAAAAAGAUGAUCAACAAGAUCGUGCAGUACAGCCUGAUUGAGGGGAACUGCGAGCACUUUGUCAACGACCUGAGAUACGGCGUGCCCAGGAGCCAGCAGGUGGAGCACGUGCUGAUGGAGGGAGCCAAGGCGGCAGGGGCGGUGCUGUCAGCCGUGGUGGACAGCAUAAGACCCAAAUCAGUGACGGCCUGA